AUGGCAUGCAUUUCUACCACCCUUCGUUCAUCCUUCCCUUCGUUCAUCCUUCCUCAGGAGCUGCUGGCGGCAGCAGCUAGCCCGUCGCCCGGCCUGGUGGCAGGCGCCGCCGCCAACACGCUUGUUUACACAGCAGGCAUCCGCAUUCUGCUGGCGGGGCUGACCUGGGAGGGCGUGUUCACCUCCUGGGUGCUGGGCACCCUCACUUACUCCGCUUUCGGCCCAGGGGCCUACCUCAUUGUCUGCACCUACUUCCUGGUCGGCUCCCUGGUGACCAAGGUCAAGCUGGAGCAGAAGCAGCGGGAGGGGAUUGCAGAGGCGCGCUCGGGGCGGCGCUCAUUGGGCAGCGUGCUAGGGUCGGGCGCUGCAGGCAUCGUUUGUGCAGCGGCCGCCUUGUGGCUUGGCGACCCCUUCCCCUGGCGGGUUGGCUUUGCGGCCAGCUUUGCUUCCAAACUGGCUGACACCACCUCGUCGGAGAUUGGCAAGGCCUAUGGCCGCACCACCUAUCUGAUCACCAGCCUGCAGCGUGUGCCGCGUGGCACCGAGGGCGCGGUCAGCCUGGAGGGCACCAUGGCGGGUGUUGCAGCGGCGGCGGGGUUGGCUGGUUUGGCCUUCGCUCUGGGCCAGGUGUGUGGGGUGGAUGCCCGCGGUGCGUUCGCGAUCACCGCUGCUGCCUUUGUUGCCAACCUGUUUGAGAGCUGGCUAGGGGCCACGGCGCAGGGCCGCUUGGCCUGGCUCAGCAACGAUGUGGUCAACGUGCUGCAGAUCUCGGUGGCGGCGUUGCUGGCCAUGGCUUUGGUGCAAGGGUGGGUCGUUUCUGUUGGGAUCCCGGGAUGA
Messenger RNA from Chlorella variabilis, 837 nucleotides. RefSeq lists its product as hypothetical. Lineage: Eukaryota; Viridiplantae; Chlorophyta; Trebouxiophyceae; Chlorellales; Chlorellaceae. The transcript is spliced from 5 exons. The record is from RefSeq and is a predicted model, not a curated record. Gene Ontology annotation, cellular component: chloroplast inner membrane. The coding region runs from base 1 to 837 and encodes 278 amino acids.